GUCCCCUCUGUGCCCGCCUGGCACGGGCUGGGCCCGGGGUUAUUUUUGGCCAAUGCCCGUCCCUGUCACGAGCCCGGUGACAUUCCCGGGAUCCUGAUCCGCUCUGGGGACGGGGACACGGAGAGGGGGCUGGCAGGUGACGUGCUGGGGGUCCCGCAGCCGCAGCCAUGGCGUCGCAGCUGGAAGGGGCCAUGGAGACCCUGAUCAAUGUCUUCCACCACUACUCGGGCAAGGAAGGGGACAAGUACAAGCUGAGCAAGAAGGAGCUCAAGGAGCUGCUGCAGAGCGAGCUGGGAUGUUUCCUGGAGACCCAGAAGGACGCGGGGGCCGUGGAGAAGAUCAUGCAGGACCUGGAUGAGAACGGCGAUGGAGAGGUGGAUUUCCAGGAGUUCGUGGUCCUGGUGGCCACCCUGACCGUGGCCUGCAACACUUUCUUCUGGGAGAACGCCUGACCCUCCCCUCUCCUGCCGCAGAUCCCAAAAUCCAGAGCGCCCCCAGAGCCCCCAGCUCAGCCCCUCUGCACCCCGGAAUCCCCAGGGGAUCCUGAUGGGAUCCAGCUGCACAAUAAAGGCACCAACCCAACCC
Molecule: messenger RNA, 585 nt
Organism: Melospiza melodia melodia
Lineage: Eukaryota; Metazoa; Chordata; Aves; Passeriformes; Passerellidae
Product: protein S100-A1-like
Exons: 3
Coding region: 168-452 (94 amino acids)
Cellular component (GO): sarcoplasmic reticulum; cytoplasm
Molecular function (GO): calcium-dependent protein binding; calcium ion binding; S100 protein binding
Source: RefSeq, a predicted model, not a curated record